Quercus robur (English oak) is the source of this 1053-nucleotide messenger RNA. RefSeq lists its product as uncharacterized. The transcript has a single exon. Lineage: Eukaryota; Viridiplantae; Streptophyta; Magnoliopsida; Fagales; Fagaceae. Gene Ontology annotation, molecular function: catalytic activity. The record is from RefSeq and is a predicted model, not a curated record. The coding region runs from base 1 to 1053 and encodes 350 amino acids.
AUGAAUGCCUUAUGUUGGAACUGCCGGGGAAUUGGGAACCCCCGGACAGUUUAUACGUUGCGCGAUUAUGUGCGGCGAUGGACUCCCUAUUUAGUCUUCCUUGUGGAGACCAAAGUAAAACACAAACGUAUGGAAAAAAUAAAAUUUUCUCUGGGUUUCUCCAAUGGUCUCAUAGUUCCCAGCCGGGGUCAAAGUGGGGGCCUUGCUCUCUUCUGGUCUACGGAUGUAAAUCUCGAAAUUAAAUCAUACUCUCAGUAUCACAUUGAUGCAACCAUCACUGAGCAGGACAGCAACUUCACUUGGAGAUUCACGGGGUUCUACGGUCACCCCGAAUCCAAUUUAAGGAAAGAUUCAUGGAAACUUCUCUCUUAUCUAAAUAACCAAUUUUCUCUGCCAUGGUUUUGCUGCGGCGAUUUUAACGAAAUUUUGUCUGUGACUGAAAAAUCAGGUGGCCCCCCUAGAACUCAACGUCAAAUGGAUGGCUUUAGAGAGGCGCUGAAUUUAUGUGGGUUUCAAGACUUGGGCUUCUCAGGGCCCCAGUAUACUUGGUGUAAUAUGCGAGACAAUAGUGACUGGGUUUACCUCCGCCUGGAUCGAGCCUUUGCAAAUUCUGACUGGUCAAACAAGUUCAGCAAUUGCAAGGUUUAUCAUGUGGUUAAUUCUACUUCCGACCAUUGCAUACUGAAAAUUACUGACUCUAUUGCCUCUCCCCCUCGUCGGAACCGCCGUUUCCAUUUCGAAGCUUUGUGGGCCAAGCGUGAUGAUUGCUAUGGCAUUGUGGAAGCUGCUUGGAACAGGGGAAGUCUCGAAAGCACUCUUGAAGGUAUUAACUCAAAUCUUAGCUUGUGUGCUUCUGCCUUGACCUUAUGGAGUAGAGAUGUCAUUGGUAACAUUCCUAAGAAAAUUCAAGAGCAUAAGAAAUUGCUGAAUACUCUAACCACUCUUGAUCGGGAUGGCUCGCACAGUGUAGAAAUUAAUGAAUUAAGGAAAGAUUUAAAUGGUCUUCUGGACAGUGAGGAGAUCCUUUUGCAUCAAAGAAGCAAAAUUCACUAG